AACACAGACACGCACGCACACUUGCUUUCACAGCUUCCUCUUUCUGUUCUGUUUCUGUUCCAUGGAAAGUGCGGGACAGGUAUCUGUGCUAGUCUGCCACAAAAACCAUGAGCAAGUAGUGCUGUCUGUACGAGCACCGCACUGGUCCAGUUCUGGUUUAACACACAGCUGCUAAUCAUUAUGUCCACCUGAUACUUGCCUGAAGGACCACACGGUUUGUUCUCUGAUCGGAUUAUCACGUGAAAUUCUGCUGCUCGGAAAAUGGAUGUUCUUAUUCUCCAAAAAAUAUAUUUUGAUCACUGAUACCUUUUUUAUAUGGACUCUUUCUUUAUUUCUCUAUUGACUAUUUGGACCUAAACUUUUAAGCAAUGCUUUCAUGCUACAACUGAGGAAGAACAACAGAGACAAAAACCCAUCCAGCAAAGAACACAUUUGGAAUAUGAGAAAAGAACAACAAGCUCAAUGAAUUAAUUUUACCAAUCCCCUCAUCUUCGCAGAUUUGAUGACAUGGAGAGGUCCACAAGCAUAGCACUGGCUAUAGCAAUAAUUUUUAUUCAGCUUGUGCUGUUCGCAGCUGCAUACAGUUUCCAAAACUGCAUAGAGAAUCCAGCAAACCGCAGUUCAUUCAACUGCAUCAAUCGAAGUCAGACAAACAUUUCUGCACUUGUACAAGACCUCCCAGGCAGGGCCACAUCCCUCAACAUUUCUCAUAACCAUGUUUCACAUAUUCCCCCAAGGUCCAUGUCUCACCUCUGGCAUCUCAAGAACCUGAGAAUUGACUGUAAUCACCUGAAAAAGGUGAGCACACACGCUUUCCUGAAUCUGACUCAGUUGAAAAUGUUAAAUCUCUCCAGUAACAACAUUGAGACAAUUGAGCCCUUGGCUUUUAUCGAUCUGCAAAAUCUAACUGAGCUUGUGCUGAGCAAAAACUCGCUGCAGAAUGUCCAACCGCAAGUUUUUUGGGAACUCAAAAAACUGCAAAUCCUAAACUUCCGGAUUAAUUCCUUAAGUAAUUUUUCUGAGAUUGUUGAAUCUGUGGCUCACUUGCAGAGUUUAAAAGAGCUAGACCUCUGCAAUAACCACCUGAAUUCCCUUCACCAUAGCUUAAGCCUACCGCCAUCCCUCAGCACCCUCUACAUCUGUAAAAACCACCUCUACACUUUAGAAUGUAACAGUACGUUCCUGAACAGAAUCCGUUUGUUAGACCUGUCCAACAAUUUGAAGCUGCAAACAAAUUCCUUCAUUGGCCUGGACCUGAGGGCAAUUUCUUACCUGAGAUUGCAUAGUACUAGUGUCUCAGCCCUGGCACUCUUGAAAUUAAGGAACGUGAAACCAGGCUAUGUAGACUAUUCAGGCUUGGCUUUGAACAACAGCACCAAGCUGAUGGGACUAUGUUCACUAUUAAAGAAUAGACUAAAGAAAUUGCACAAACUGACCCUCCAGGGCAAUAAUAUUCUGACUCUGAGUGAUGGAACUUUCAAAAACUGUCCUGUUGUCACUCUUACAUUGGACCUCUCCCACAAUCACCUGAAGAAUACAACCUGCUUAAGAUUCAUGAGAGGACAGAAUCACUUAGAAAGUAUCAUUUUGGAACAUAACCUACUAUGCCACAUUGAAACCUGCCAUGAUAAGCAAAACAUGUCUUUCCCGAACCUGACUAGUCUAAGCUUCCGCUACAAUCGCAUUCGUGAUGUAUAUCCCUUUGCUUUCAGUCAAACACCCAGAUUAACCACACUUAAACUCAAUAUAAACAACAUUGCCUAUCUGGAUCGCAAAGCCUUAAAGGGGCUGACCAAUCUCACCACCCUCCGUCUAGACAACAAUCUCCUGACAGACCUUUUUGACAGCACCUUUUCAGAUUUGAGCCAACUGAAAACACUCAACCUGCGAAACAAUCGCAUCUCUGUCAUUUUCAAUGGAACGUUUCAUUCUCUAAGCCUCCUGCACAUUCUGGAUCUGGGUGGGAACAAGAUUACUCAUUUUCAGCAGGGAGCCUUUGGUGGGCUUCACAGCCUCGCCAACCUGUACCUGGAUGGAAACUACCUCAGACAAAUUGACAGUUGUCAGUUUUGGAGGCUAGGAGCCACAUUGCAAGUACUGGAUUUGAAGGGGAAUUUCAUCAGGUACCUAAAGAGGUACACUCAGUCCCCAUUUGUCAAUUUGACUCAGUUGAAAGACCUCAAGCUGAAUGGGCAGCUGCCUCAUGGAAUCAUACUGCUGCCAAAUGCUUUUUUCAGAGGUCUUCAGAACCUGACGUCCCUGUCCCUUGGAAACAACAAGAUUUCCUCUCUUCAAUCUGAUAUAUUUGAAGAUUUAGCCAGCUUGGAGUUCCUCUCUUUGGACGACAACUAUGAUGGUGUGAAACAGCUCCAGGCAGGUGUCUUCAAAAACCAACGAAAACUGAAGAGGCUUAAUGCAGAGAACAUGGGGAUACGAUCGUUGUCAGCAGAGGUUUUUGGUAACCUGACAGAGCUACGGAUGCUGACACUCCCCAAAAAUGCCCUGCAGACUGUAGACGAAGAUCUCCUGAAGAACCUUUCCAAACUACAUUACCUUGACUUGCGCCUUAACCCCAUCAGCUGCACCUGUCCCAACAGGUGGCUUAAGAACUGGACCAGCCGCAACCACCAAGUCCAAUUAGUGUACCAUUAUGAUCUUAUGUGUGGUGAUGUUCAUGGAGCUCACUUCUACAAUUUUGACACCAAGGUUUGUUACUUGGACCUUGGUGUCUACCUUUUUGCCUCCACUAGCACGUUAAUUAUCCUGCUGUCAACAAUCCCCUUGCUUUAUGUGAAACUCUACUGGAAGCUUAAGUACAGUUACUAUGUGUUUCGCUCCUGGUUUAGCGAGCACUGGCGGCGACUACGGGAAAAGGAGGAGGAGUGCCAGUAUGAUGCCUUCAUCUCAUACAACUCUGCCGAUGAGAAAUGGGUGUUGGAACAGCUUCUUCCAAACCUGGAGGAAGGAGGGUCAUCAUUCCGGCUCUGCCUUCACCAUCGCGACUUUAUGCCGGGGCGUGGCAUCAUAGACAACAUCGUGACGGCAGUGUACGGGAGCCGCAAGACGGUCUGCGUGGUGAGCCAGCAUUACCUAAACAGCGAAUGGUGCUCCCUGGAGAUCCAGCUGGCGAGCUACCGUCUCUUCCAAGAGUUCCGGGAUGUGCUGCUGCUGGUCUUCCUGGAGCCCAUCCCCGAAAGGCAGCUGUCAGCCUAUCACCGUAUGCGGAAGGUCAUGCUCAAGAAGACCUACCUCCAGUGGCCUGGAAAUGACUGCACAGACCCUGAGAAGGCACAAGAACUUUUCUGGAACCAGCUCCGGAGAGCGUUGAGAAGCGCCAAUGACAGACACCAAGUAGAGGACGAGGGAGAGAAAGAGGGAGAGGGGGAAUGUUUCUCCAAUCCAAGGCCAGUGGAUGAUGAGACAUGCUACUUAAAGCCUUAAUGAUGAAAAUUAAUAUAAUUAUACAUAUAGGAAUCACUUCACUUGCCCAGACAACGUACCCAUGCUUGCCGACUGCUAUAACGUGGCCAUGCCUAAAUUUCAGUUUUUUAACAUUUCCUUUUUUAAACAAGGUCACAUUAACACUGAAGUUCUGCUAUAGCAUUUGAAUGGGAAUAAUUCCAUCUCACUGCUUUUCAUCACUACAUCUGGACUAUCCAUACAGCCAGUACACUUACAAGCAGUAUACACUGUACAAAUAAAUUAACACAAAAGUGAGAACUUCGGGAAAGCCACAACUGACCGAAAUGAAUAAGCAAUUUGAGUCUUUAGCAUUCAGGAGUAUUUGUACCUUAACAAGAAAUGUUGUCCUCCUUCAUUCUUAUGUAAUAUGAAACAGGGGUUCAUGAUGUUUGGUACAAAAGAAACAAGUGUACUUUUUUUGCUAUAAGUUUGAUUUACUUUUUGAGCUUGAGUCCUUCGCCAUUUGAAUUACUUGAAAAUGACUGUACUGCUUUCUGUCUGUGGUCAUUUGACGUUGCUGAAUAAAUCACAUGCUCUUCAUCUAUGAAAACUAA
Messenger RNA from Anguilla anguilla (European eel), 4016 nucleotides. RefSeq names its product toll-like receptor 21 (gene tlr21). The coding region runs from base 508 to 3441 and encodes 977 amino acids. The transcript is spliced from 2 exons. NCBI's taxonomy places the organism in Eukaryota, Metazoa, Chordata, Actinopteri, Anguilliformes, Anguillidae. The record is from RefSeq and is a predicted model, not a curated record. Gene Ontology annotation, molecular function: transmembrane signaling receptor activity; protein binding. Gene Ontology annotation, biological process: toll-like receptor signaling pathway; immune response; inflammatory response. Gene Ontology annotation, cellular component: membrane.